Aphis gossypii (cotton aphid) is the source of this 1754-nucleotide messenger RNA. RefSeq names its product ubiquitin-conjugating enzyme E2-17 kDa-like. Gene Ontology annotation, molecular function: ubiquitin conjugating enzyme activity. Bases 669 to 1124 code for a protein of 151 amino acids. Gene Ontology annotation, biological process: protein polyubiquitination; DNA repair; proteasome-mediated ubiquitin-dependent protein catabolic process. The transcript has 2 exons. Gene Ontology annotation, cellular component: HULC complex. The record is from RefSeq and is a predicted model, not a curated record. NCBI's taxonomy places the organism in Eukaryota, Metazoa, Arthropoda, Insecta, Hemiptera, Aphididae.
GACCGCGAUGGCGCAGUCGCGCAAUCCGUUUCCCUAUCGCGGUCGUUAUUUUCGUCCAGAUAACCAUGUUUAAUGGCCGUCCGGUUACCGACUCCCGACGUAUUAUCAGGACUUAGGCGGAUAAUGUAAAUCUGAAAUCAUUCCGAUUGUUUUCUAUUUUGUAAUGCGAGUAAUACAUUUUAGAGGUACAUCUCUGUAGCAUAACAGAAAAGAGUUAAGAGAUUAAUAUUUCCGAACUAAAGGAUCUUGCGAUAACGCUUUGUACUCGUUAAGCUCGUACGAUUAUUAUCCAAGUUCCAUUAUUAUUAUUUACGAAUCAUGAUAAGAAUAAUAUUAACUUAUAUAAUUUGUUUGUAUAUUACUCGAUUAAUUUUAACUAUCUUUUUUCUCUGACACAAUAGUGUUAGUAUCAUUUCGAGCUCGAUUUAUUGCCUUUCUUUAUUCAUAUCGGUUACAUACUUACAUGACAUUAUUAUGAUUGUUUACUACUGCCGCGAGCGAUCAGAAGACCACUGAUUGAACCAAUUUUAUCUUUAUAUUAUAAUAAUAUGUUCUACACACAAAAAAUCAAAAAAUUAAUUAUAAGUUAACCUACGUAUUACAGAUAUGCUUUAAUUGUUGCAGAUUUAUCGUUUGUUUUUAUUGAAACUUAAAAGUUAUCAUUCAUUAUGUCAACUCCUGCCAGGCGUAGAUUAAUGCGAGACUUUAAAAAAUUACAAGAAGAUCCACCUGCAGGUAUCAGUGGCACACCAACUGAUAACAACAUCAUGCUAUGGAAAGCUGUGAUAUUUGGACCUCAUGAUACUCCAUUUGAAGAUGGCACAUUUAAAUUGACAAUAGAAUUCACUGAAGAGUAUCCUAAUAAACCACCAACAGUUAGAUUUGUUUCAAAAAUGUUUCAUCCAAAUGUUUAUGCGGAUGGAGGAAUUUGUCUUGAUAUAUUACAGAACCGUUGGAGCCCCACUUAUGAUGUAGCUGCUAUUUUGACAUCCAUACAAUCACUUCUUAGUGAUCCGAAUCCUAAUUCACCAGCUAAUUCUAUGGCUGCCCAAUUGUAUAAAGAGAAUCGCAGAGAAUAUGAGAAACGUGUAAAAAUGUGUGUGGAACAAAGUUUUAUUGAUUAGAAUUCAUUAAUUAUUCUUUAAGUCAUACAUAAAAAAAAUACUGUGUGUUACUAGUUCUUUUAAGCUUCAUAAUUGAAUUUUUAUCACAAUUAUUGCUAUUAUUCCAAUACAUCAAAAUAAUAAUUUCAUAUUGAUUUUUUUUUUUUUCAUAAUUGUAUGUUUAUUGAGUUAUUUUUAAAGGUUUAUAUUAUUUUAAGUAUGUUGACACUAGUGAAGAUAAAAUAUUAUAAUUAAUUUUAAUGUUUUGUAAUGAUUAACUUUAUAAUCAUAGCUUUUAUUCCAGAAACAUUUUUUUAAUUGUAAGUUAUUUUGCAUUUUGAAUUUGUAUAUUUUUUCUAUUUACUUUUAUAAGUUAAACUUUAUAUCAAAAUGUAUUUAUGUACUUUUUUUGCUUGUAUUAUUGUAAAAUGUAUUAUUAUUUUUUUUAUUUACUAUAUAUUUAUAGAGUACAUGACCGAGUUAAAUGCAUAAUAUUGAUGAUCAUCUAAACAGUUUGAGUAUUGUAGUAUUACAGAGAAUAUUAUAUAUACUUGAAGUAAUAUUAAAAUAGCUCAUUAUAUUAACAUAUUAUUGAUUUUAAAUAUCAGCAAAAUUGUAAUGUAUUUCAAUAAAUAUUUAAAUAUUGUAAAA